CAGCUUGCCCCGCAAAUUGUUGCGUUCUGGUGAGUAAAUAACGUUUGGAAGUCGUGAUUCUAACUCAGUGUUAUGGAAUUUAACUAGGGUCGACACAGAAUGGCCUCAGCCCCAGCACAACAGCCCACCCUUACUGUUGAGCAGGCCAGAGUGGUACUCAGUGAGGUGAUCCAAGCAUUCUCGGUGCCUGAGAAUGCAGCCCGCAUGGAAGAGGCACGGGAGAGUGCCUGCAACGACAUGGGCAAGAUGUUGCAGCUUGUGCUCCCGGUCUCGACACAGAUCCAACAGGAGGUUAUCAAAGCUUAUGGCUUCAACAACGAGGGAGAAGGUGUCCUUAAAUUUGCCAGACUGGUGAAGAUGUAUGAAACCCAGGACCCUGAAAUUGCAGCCAUGUCAGCUAAAUUGAAGUCUCUACUCUUGCCACCUCUGUCAACUCCUCCUAUAGGUGGGGGCAUUCCAGCCUCAUAAGUUACAAUGUGGAUGCGAGUUGUCCUAAUUUUGCAGCUCAUCUCAUGUUUAUUCACCUAGUGUAUUCUAGUGAAACAUGUGUUACUUAACUAGUUUUGUCUCCCAUAAAUACCCUCCCUAAAUACAGACCUAGUACAGUACAAUUCAGUACUCACUGCUUUGCAGGGUUAAAAUUAUAUACAUGUAUAAGUGCUACUUUGAACUGUAAAUUGCUUCUUGAUGUAUUUAUUUUGUUGUUUUUUUACAUUGAAGCCAUUUUCACCAUGUACUAUUAUGUUGUCAAAGAGCAGACUAAAGUCAUCUUCCUUAUAAAUCUUCUGUUCUAUUAUUUUAUAGCUUAUUUGUCUACUGCCAAAAUAUCAUCUGUUACUGCUUAAGGAUGUACCUGUAUUAAAUAAAAGCUACUUUGGUAA
Messenger RNA from Hypomesus transpacificus, 881 nucleotides. It is a transcript of the gene grcc10, whose product is annotated as gene rich cluster, C10 gene. The record is from RefSeq and is a predicted model, not a curated record. Lineage: Eukaryota; Metazoa; Chordata; Actinopteri; Osmeriformes; Osmeridae. The transcript has 4 exons. The coding region runs from base 100 to 468 and encodes 122 amino acids. Gene Ontology annotation, biological process: post-embryonic development.